AUGCCACACCUCACCACAUACCCAGAAGUGGAUUUGGCUCUCUUAAAAGUUGGGAUGCGGAGGCUACGAGCGCCCUGGGAUGAGGAUGGUUGCUCACUUGACUACAUUGGGGACGGUCGUGGACUUCUGGUGGUGGUUGUUAGGCUCGAGUGUUUGAUGGUGGUGGUGGUAUCCAACAAGACUCGUGUGUUCAAAAUAGCACCCUAA
This is a messenger RNA of Prunus armeniaca (apricot), 207 nucleotides long. The record is from the annotation of a GenBank genome assembly. NCBI's taxonomy places the organism in Eukaryota, Viridiplantae, Streptophyta, Magnoliopsida, Rosales, Rosaceae.